AUGGAGGACCGAAGUGGCCAAGUCCUAGGCAUAGCUCUCACUUUCUUAGUCCUAGCAUGGGUCACUGUUGGACUCCGCUGCUAUGUGCGAACCUUCAUGGUGAAGGGUUUCGGCAUCGAUGACUACACAAUGCUCCUGACGUUAUGUUUCUUCACAUCAUAUCUCGUCUGCCAAAUCGGCGGUGCCCUACAUGGGACCGGUAUACGCCGUGAGAAACUAACGGAUGCCAACGCCCAAAUAGCACUUCACUUCUGGUUCUUCUGUGAGAUCUUCUACACACUAUCGACGUGUAUGCUCAAGAUUUCCGUCGGCUUCUUCUUGCUGCGCAUUACCAUUGUCCGGUUACACCUCUGGAUCAUCCGCUUUAUCAUGGUCGUCUCAGCAAUCGUCGGAGUCGCGUACACUUCAGUCGUCAUCUUCCAGUGCAAACCCAUCUCAUAUUGGUGGGAUCUCGACACGAACCACACCGGCACCUGUCUUUCGUCAACACUGGUAAUGAACUUUACCUUUGUAGUAUCAGGGCUGAACUCGUUUGCCGACUGGGUGUUUGCAGUGCUCCCUGUUCUCAUUGUCAAGGAUCUUCAAAUGAAGAAGCGCAUGAAGUUCGUUGUGGCAGGCGUAAUUGCUCUCGCAGCAAUUGGCUGUACAGCUACCAUCGCUCGCCUUCCCUACACAAGAACCCUCAAGGGUUACAAAGGAGACUUCCUCUACCGAACCACAGACUUCGCCAUCUGGAGCACAGUAGAAGUAGGACUAGGAAUAACAGCCGGCUCCAUCGCAACCCUACGACCACUCCUGAAACAAGCUUUCGAAAUCACACGUUCGGCUUCCGCCAUGCCCUGGAGCAAACCCUCCCUCUCCUCCGGCCACAUGGAAUCCGGAAAAGAGCUCAGCAACCUCAAGCACUCAAUUCAGAAAUCAACCACCAUCACAACAUCGCGGGCGCGAAGAGAAAGCGCGGGAUCAGACGAGGAAAUUUUCCUAGGCUCAAGCAUGCCAUCCGAGUCAUGGCAGCACCAGCAGAAACUGCCCACUUACAUAACAACAACCACCGUCGACGACAACCGCGUCGCCCGCUCGCAAUCACAAAAAGGCCACCCGCACAGGCCCAACGUGGAGCGUAAAGGAAGUCCCAGUGGCGCCAGCUCGUCAACAAUCGACAGCAAGGAAUCGGCGAAUAUACCCAGAGCUUAUGUCCAUGGACGGUUCUGA
This is a messenger RNA of Pyrenophora tritici-repentis Pt-1C-BFP, 1212 nucleotides long. Its product is annotated as zf-C4H2 domain containing protein. NCBI's taxonomy places the organism in Eukaryota, Fungi, Ascomycota, Dothideomycetes, Pleosporales, Pleosporaceae. The record is from RefSeq and is a predicted model, not a curated record.